Molecule: messenger RNA, 332 nt
Organism: Carcharodon carcharias (great white shark)
Lineage: Eukaryota; Metazoa; Chordata; Chondrichthyes; Lamniformes; Lamnidae
Product: stress-associated endoplasmic reticulum protein 1
Exons: 1
Coding region: 35-235 (66 amino acids)
Biological process (GO): endoplasmic reticulum unfolded protein response
Cellular component (GO): endoplasmic reticulum
Source: RefSeq, a predicted model, not a curated record
GUCAGUUUGUGUGGCAUUUUGGCCCAGCAAAACAAUGGUGGCCAAACAGAGGAUCCGGAUGGCAAAUGAGAAACACAGUAAAAACAUCACGCAGCGAGGGAGUGUUCAAAAAAGUUCGAAAACAACACCAGAUGAAAAAUCAUCAGUCGGUCCCUGGCUCUUGGCACUUUUCAUUUUUGUUGUUUGUGGAUCAGCUAUCUUCCAGAUUAUUCAGAGUAUUCGGAUGGGCAUGUGAAAUGGACAAAAUUCAAAUCUUUGUACCUUUUUAAGUGUCUUGCUGUUAAUUCCAGCUGUGAGUCUGACCAUUCCAACACUUCCUUUGUCUUACAAAC